Mugil cephalus (flathead mullet) is the source of this 1675-nucleotide messenger RNA. RefSeq names its product olfactomedin. Lineage: Eukaryota; Metazoa; Chordata; Actinopteri; Mugiliformes; Mugilidae. Gene Ontology annotation, biological process: signal transduction. The record is from RefSeq and is a predicted model, not a curated record. The transcript has 5 exons. The coding region runs from base 129 to 1520 and encodes 463 amino acids.
AGAGUUUCACAUCCACGUUGAAGGGUUUGGGGUCUGCAGCGACUCCAGGGUGAGACCAGAGUCCGUCAGAGAAAAGAGAAGAGGAGGGCACUGGUUUCAGAACCACGUUUUCUUGUCCUGCUGUGAACAUGUUGCUGCUGCCGAUGCUGCUGGUGCUGACGGCCGCGGACGAUGGCCAGGCUCAGAAAGUGUUGGGCCAGAAGAAGAAUGACUUGUGUGUUUGCGAGGUGAAUUCCACCUUGUGGUCGUUCCCCGCUGUGAAGUACGAGGCCGUGCUGGAGCAGGUUGAGACCUGUGAAGGGUCUCUGACCAACCUGCAGCAACAGGUGAAAAUCUCCAGCGAGCGUCUCCCUCAUUUCGAAACCUGGCUUAUGAAUCUGACGGACCGGCUUGAACCUUUCCAGUACCUGCACGACCGCGGCCUGUACACGGCUCUGUCCCUGAGGAUGCUGGGCGAGGAGCUCGGUAAACUGGAGACGGACAUCGGCGAAGUCCACAAACAGCUGAACAACGCCCAGACACAGAAACUCUCCAAAGAGAUGGAUAAACUACGUAAAGAUGUAAAAAGAAUGCAAAUAUCAGACACAGUGAACAUGAAGUCAGUCAGAGAGAAGCUGCGCUACCUGAAGAACAAUGUUCAGUCCUGCAAGUCAAUCCCCAAAGACUUCAAAGGUCAGAGUAGUCACUGCUUCAAAGGUCUGAUCACCAACAUCAGCGAUCCCGUCACCACUAAGGUUUGUCCUUACGGUAAGAACUACAUCUCAGGGUCGUGGGGCAAACAAGCCCAGAUGAACAGUGAGGCGCAGAAGAACAGCUACUUCGUUCAGGUCUUGCUCAGCGGCCACACCCAUGGAAACACUGUGCGUGUUUACCAAACCUACGAAGACUUCAUGGCUUCUGCAAACCACCGGGACUUCACCAUCGCCCCGUCCUACUCCGACGCUAAAGCCGUCGAGGGCCCCAGCGCCGUCCUGUACGGUGAAGCUCUGUACUAUCACUGCUACCGCUCUGCAGACGUCUGCCGCUACGACCUGAACACCAACACCGUCAAACGGGUGACGCUUCCAGGCACCGAAGUCGGCUUCAGCAACAAGUUCCCUUACUGCUACUACGACUGCCGGUCUUAUAGUGACGUGGACGUGGAGGCCGACGAGACAGGACUGUGGGCGAUCUACGCCACCGUCGGCAACCACGGUAACCUGGUGGUGAGCCGCCUAGUUUGGGACGAUGACACCGAGACUCUCAACGUGACCCAGACGUGGGAGACGAGGCUGUUCAAGAAGGCGGUGAGCAACGCCUUCAUGGUGUGCGGCGUCAUGUACGCCACUCGCUAUGUGGACCAGUACCGCGAGGAGGUGUUCUACGCCUUCGACACCGCCUCAGGCAAGGAGGACAACUGGCUAGCGCUGCCGCUGGAGAAGGUCGCUAAGGGAGUGGCCAGUCUGAGCUACAACCCCACCAACAGACAGAUCUACAUGUACAACGAUGGAUAUCUGCUGGCCUAUGAGGCCCAGUUCUGAUCUGAAGCUGUUUUUCUUCGGUGUCUAUUAUCAGUCAUGUAAAUGCAACUUAAAGACGCUAGUCAACAGCAAUGUUAGCAUGUGGCUAAUGCAAGAGCUAAAGCUAAAGAGUCAAUGAAAUACUGUAAAUAUCAAUAAAGACAAUUUAAUCACCA